AUGACUGUCACAGAAGCUGAUGUCUAUACAAUCACGUGUAAAUCUGUAAAAUGUUUCUGGCUUGGUGGCAAUCUGGGCGUGGUCUCUAAGGUCCUGGAGGACAAGACCCUGGAACAGCUGCCCUCAUUCCUGUGUGAACGCUGGGAUCACUGGGAGAACUUUACCGCAAUCUGGCGGGAGAUCAGGCCGUUGGGAGCAGAAAAGAAGGCUCUUCUAGUCUGGGAUGCCUUUCACGGCCGAUCAAGCCGCAGGGGACGGCUGGCUGGGUCAGACCCAGGCAGGGCGGCGGGAAGGGGCACCUCGGGCCUCCGAGGGUCCAGCUGGAAUCUGGACGACAGAAGGGGCUUCGGUUCCGGGCCUCAGCACCACCUGCAGGGAAGGACGGGCACUCACAGCCGGCGGGCGGUGCAGGUGCAGGAAGGAAAGCCGAGCUCUGGGGAUUGGCCCCUUGGCCUAAACGCAGCUUUAAGGGCCUCUUCAGAGCGUCCACUGGCCUAUGCAGGAGGCCAUCCUGUGUGUCCCCGGCUCCUGCUGCCACCCUGCUGGGAGUGGGGAGGAAGCGGUGUGGCAGCUCCUUCAGAGACUCCCCAGAGACCACAGAACCAGGUGCUAGGCGGUGGGCUGGAGUCCAAAGCCUCCCGUGAGCGGUCGCGGCCAGCUGGGCACUCAGCGCGCUGCAUUUGCCCUCGGACUUCUGUUCCAGACGGGCUGGGCUUUUCGCGGCUUCCUGGGCAGCCUGAGCCCACGCACGGGCCUUGCUGCUCCCCUCCAGAAGUAUCCUUCCUCGAUGCCCACGUUUUAUUGGACUAA
Messenger RNA from Suricata suricatta (meerkat), 810 nucleotides. RefSeq lists its product as uncharacterized. The coding region runs from base 1 to 810 and encodes 269 amino acids. The record is from RefSeq and is a predicted model, not a curated record. NCBI's taxonomy places the organism in Eukaryota, Metazoa, Chordata, Mammalia, Carnivora, Herpestidae. The transcript has 3 exons.